Messenger RNA from Apodemus sylvaticus (European woodmouse), 10260 nucleotides. It is a transcript of the gene Nin, whose product is annotated as ninein. The record is from RefSeq and is a predicted model, not a curated record. The transcript has 31 exons. Lineage: Eukaryota; Metazoa; Chordata; Mammalia; Rodentia; Muridae. Gene Ontology annotation, cellular component: centrosome; ciliary transition fiber; pericentriolar material. Gene Ontology annotation, biological process: centrosome localization; microtubule anchoring at centrosome; centrosome-templated microtubule nucleation. Gene Ontology annotation, molecular function: calcium ion binding. Bases 605 to 6976 code for a protein of 2123 amino acids.
CUCCCUGCGCGGCCAGGCUCUUCCUCCCCCGCGGCCCGAUCUCCGGGUGGCAGCGGCUGAGCCCGGAGCGAGCGCGCGGGCGCGGCCGUCCCGUGCCUCCGGGCCAAGCCCGAGAGUCCCACGGUCAUGGUCUGUGCGGUAGCGCGGGGCGCCUGAGCUCGGGACGCGAGCUCCGGAGGCGGCCGGCGUGGGCGCUCCCCAGAGGCCGACGGAAGGUAGGCGAGGCCGGCGGGGCCGGACCACAGGUCUGGCUUGUGAGCUCUACGACCCGCGAGGGGACAGGUGGAGUGGGGACGCCGCUCGGGUUGCUAGGAACCUGGGCUGGCCCGCCCUCCCGCCACACCUCCGCCUCGCAGACCUGCGGCGCCCGGAGCUGAAAGCUGCUACUGUGCCUCGCUCCAGCCGCGGGCAGGAGCCGCCGGAGCGAGCAGAAAGGGUUCUUGUUCUGUGGGUCGAGGCCACCCAGGCAGCCCCAAGAUCCAGAAGCUGAAGGGGAAGCCUGCGUGGGGAGCCCCUGGGUGUCCGCCUGCACCUCUUGGGAGCGCAAAACUGCUUGGAGUCCUAAAAGUGGAGAUUUUAGAAGGUGAGCGCUGUGGGCUAUGGGAUGGAUGAGGUGGAGCAGGACCAACAUGAGGCCCGACUCAAGGAGCUGUUUGACAGUUUUGACACCCUGGGAACUGGGUCUCUGGGUCAAGAGGAGCUCACUGACCUCUGCCAUGUGCUGUGCUUGGAAGAUGUGGGCCCGGUGCUGCAGCAGACACUACUCCAGGACAACCUCUUGGGCAGGGUACAUUUUGACCAAUUUAAAGAAGCAUUAAUACUUAUCUUGUCUAGAACUCUAUCCAGUGAGGAGCACUUUGAGGAGUCAGACUGCUCACCAGAAGUGCAGCCCAAAUAUGUUAGAGGCGGGAAGCGUUACGGACGAAGAUCACUGCCCGAGUUCCAGGAGUCUGGGGAAGAGUUCGCGGAGGUGACAGUGCUUGAGUCACUAGAGGAAGAAGCAAGGCCAUCACACAUCCCAGCUGGCGACUGCAGCGAGCACUGGAAGACGCAACACAGUGAGGAGUAUGAAGCGGAAGGCCAGCUAAGGUUUUGGAACCCAGAUGACCUGAAUGCUUCACAUGGUGGGCCUUGCCCUCCUCCAGACUGGAUAGAAGAGAAACUGCAAGAGGUUUGUGAAGAUCUGGGGAUCACUCGAGACGGUCACCUGAACCGGAAGAAGCUGGUUUCCAUCUGCGAACAGUAUGGAUUACAGAAUGUGGAUGGAGCGAUGCUGGAAGAGGUGUUUCUCAGCCUUGAUCCUGAGGGCACAAUGAGCGUCGAAGACUUUUUCUAUGGUCUGUUUAAGACUGGAAAAUCCCUGACACCAUCAGCACCAUCAGCGUCUACUCCCUACAGACAGCUAAAGCGGCAUCUUUCUAUGCAGUCUUUCGAUGAGAGUGGACGGCGGACCACAACCUCCUCGGCAAUGACAAGCAGCAUUGGCUUCCGGGUCUUCUCCUGCUUGGAUGAUGGGAUGGGCCAGGCAUCUGUGGAGAGGAUACUGGAUUCCUGGCAGGAAGAAGGCAUUGAGAACAGUCAGGAGAUCCUGAAGGCCUUGGAUUUCAGCCUGGAUGGAAACAUCAACCUGACAGAGCUGACGCUGGCUCUGGAGAAUGAGCUUCUGGUCACCAAGAAUGCCAUUCACCAGGCGGCGCUAGCUAGCUUCAAGGCUGAGAUCCGGCAUUUGUUAGAACGAGUUGACCAAGUAGUCAGAGAAAAGGAAAAGCUACGGUCGGACCUGGACAAGGCAGAAAAGCUGAAGUCUCUAAUGGCUUCUGAGGUGGACGAUCACCAUGCAGCCAUUGAGCGGAGGAAUGAAUACAACCUCAGGAAGCUGGAUGAAGAAUACAAGGAGCGCGUAGCAGCCUUAAAGAAUGAACUCCGCCAAGAGAGGGAACAGCUUCUGCAGCAAGUGGGCAGGCAGCGGGUGGAGCUGGAGCAGGAGAUUGAGAAGGCCAAAACAGAAGAGAAUUACAUCCGGGACCGCCUCGCCCUCUCCCUGAAGGAAAACAGUCGCCUGGAGAAUGAGCUUCUGGAAAACGCAGAGAAGUUGACAGAAUACGAGAACCUUACAAACAAACUUCAGCGCAAUUUGGAAAAUGUGUUAGCAGAAAAGUUUGGUGACCUCGAUCCCAGCAGUGCUGAGUUCUUUCUUCAAGAGGAGAGACUGGCGCAGAUGAGAAACGAUUAUGAGCAGCAGUGCAGGCUACUACAAGACCAAGUGGACGAGCUCCAGUCUGAGCUGGAAGAAUAUCAGGCCCAAGGCAGAGUACUCAAACUCCCCUUGAAGAACUCGCUGUCAGAAGAACUCGACGGGCAUGGCGGCAGUAUUGAGCCUGACCACGGGCCUGCUUCUGAAGAAUGCAACCCACUGAAUAUGAGCAUUGAGGCAGAGAUGGUCAUCGAACAGAUGAAGGAGCAGCACCACAGGGACCUGUGUCACCUGAGACUGGAGCUGGAAGACAAAGUACGCCACUAUGAAAAGCAGCUGGAUGACACCAGGGUCGCCUGUGAAAAGGAGCAGGAGGCCAUGAAGAAAAAGUAUGAGGAAGGAACGCACGCCUUGGAGAAGCAAAUGGGUGACCUUCGGAGUGAGAUCGCAGACCUUCAAGGGCAGGCAGCCGUGCUGAGGGAGGCCCACCACAGGGCCAGCGGCAGGCACGAGGAGGAAAAGAAACAACUGCAGGUGGUGUUCGAUGAGGAAAAGGCUCAGCUUCGGGAGGAGCUGCGACUGGAGCAUGAGCAGGAGCUCAGGGCCAGGCUGCAGCAGGCAGAGGAAAGCUUUCGUCAGGAGAGAGAGGAACUCGUGCAGGCUGCGGCCUGGACUGAAGACAAGGCGAGAGGCUUGACUUGGGACCUGGAGCAGUCGCACCAGGAGCAGCUGCUGAGCCUGGUGGAGAAGCACGCUCUGGAGAAAGAAGAGCUGAGGAAGGAGCUCUCGGAAUAUCACCAAAGGGAGCUCCAGGAGGGAAGGGAAGAAAUGGAAACAGAGUACACUAGAAGAGUCUCUCAGAUAGAAGCCCAGUUUCAGGCUGACUGUGAGAAAGCCAGUGAGCGCUGUGAGCAGACUCUGCAGAGCCUGGAGGGUCGCUACCGCCAGGAGCUGAAGGAACUCCUGGACCAGCACGUGGAGGAGAGGGCGCAGUGGGAGUUCGAGAAGGACGAGCUCACUCAGGAGUGCACAGAGGCCCAGGAGCAGCUGAAGCAGGCGCUCCAGAGGGAGAAGGCAGCCGCCCUGGCCGUGAACCAGGAACAGGAGAUGCUGAAGACGUACAAGGAACGUGUGGAUAUCCUGAGCACGGAAAGAGAGCAGCUGUUGCAAGACCUGAAAGACCUACAGAAGGCCUCUGAGAGCCAGCACAGCCUCCUGUCUGACCAGCUACUUGAGUUGAAGAGAAAUCAGGAGAGAGAACUGAGGCAGCGAGGGCAGGUGCUAUGCCAGACCGGGGUCUCUGAGCAGCUGGCCAGCCAGCAGCUUGAAAGGCUCCAGGUAGAGCAUGAGCAAGAGAGGCGAGACAUGGCGGGCAAGCUUGCCGCCCUGGAGAGCGCCUACAGAGCGAGCUGUGAGAGAGCAGAUCAAGAGAAGGCGGAGAUGAGCGCAGAAAUCCGCAGGCUUCAGGAUGCAGUCAAGGACAUGCAGCAGACAGCAUCUCUCUUGGUGCCUCAGGGCGGCUGCCAGGCAGCCGUCGGGGAGGAGGCAGAUGAAGCCAUGUCCCUGCUUCAGCAAGGGGAACAGCUGUUGGAGGAAAAUGGAGAUGUCCUCAUCAGCCUGCAGAGAGCGCACGAGCGCGCGGUGAAGGAAAAUGCAAAAAUGGCCACUGAAAUUUCUAGAUUGCAGCAGAGGCUGAAGAAGUUAGAGCCAGGAGCAGUGAUCUCAUCCUGUUUGGACGAGCGGAUGUCUGAGAUUUCGGGAAAUUCCAGGGAACAAGCAGAACCAGUAAUGAAACAAGGUACAGCCACCGAGCACUUCCUGGGUGACCUAGGAGACCAUGACACCCAGGACCUGGGAAGUACAGGGACGAGCUCUGUUCAGAGGCAGGAGUGCAAAACCGAGGCAUCAGAAGCUUCCCUGGAAUGCUUUUCUGAGCUCGAAAACAGCGAAGACACCAGGACCGAAUCCUGGGACCCGAAGAGUCAGAUCAUCCGGCUUCAGGAGCAACUCACAGUCUUGCGUGCAGACUGCGAUAGGGCUUCUGAGAGGAAACAGGACCUGCUUUUUGAUAUUUCCAUGCUGAAAAAGAAACUAAAGAUGCUGGAGAGGCUCCCCGAGGCGUCCUCCAAGUAUAAGGUGUUAUACGAGGAUGCCGCCCGAGAAAACGCCUGCCUUCAGGAGGAGCUGAGACUCACAGAGGCGCGCCACGAGGAGUCUCUGCACAGCAACAAGGAGCUCACCGCUCAAGUCUACAGGCUGCAAGAUGAGGUGAGGAAAAUGGAGGAGGUGAUGGAGACGGUCCUCAGCCUGGAGAAGAGUUACGAUGAGGUCAGACUGGAAAAGGAGGAGCUCGGUGCUCUGGAGACGGAGAAGGUGCUGGAAAGGGCCGCCCUGCCGGGUGACAGCUACUCCCUGUGGGGAGCUCCUUCAGGAAACCCGGAGGUCACCUCUGAUGAAAAGAUGCUCAGACUCCAUCAGGCUCCAGAAGAGUGUACACCCAAGCUCAUGAGCAUGCGCCACGUCAUAGAAGAGUGUAGACAAGAAACCCGGUGCUGUGAGCAGGGUAGCACGCGGCUCCUAGCUAGAAUAAAAGCGCAUGAAGUUGCCUGGAUCCGCAGACCGAUUCAGGCACGGCACGAGAAGCCGAGCGAGCAGAAUGGAGUGAUCCCGAAGGGAAGUGCUGCUCUCCUAGGCCUUCAAGACACAAGUCUUCGCCAUGAGGCCACAAUCGCAGAGUUAGAACUGGAAAAGCAAAAGCUACAGGAGCUGACUAGAAAUUUGAGGGAGCAAGUCACGACAUUAGUUAAGCAGAAAGAUUUCCCUUCUCAAGGAGAGAAGGAGGAAGAGCUGAAGGCCAUGAUGCACGACUUGCAGAUCACGUGCGGUGAGAUGCAGCGGAAGGUUGAGCUUCUGAGAUAUGAAUCUGAAAAGCUUCAGGAGGAAAAUUCUAUUUUGAGGAAUGAAAUUACUACUUUAAAUGAGGAAGACAGCGUCUCUAACCUGAGACUGGAGGAAUUAAGCGGAUCUCGGGAAGAACUGUGGCAGAAAAUAGAAACCAUAGAAGAGGAAAAGGCUUCAAUUCAGAAGAUGGUUGAAAAGUUAAAGAAACAGGUUUCAGAUUUAAAAAUCAAAAACCAACAGUUGGAUUCAGAAAAUAUAAAACUCAGCCAAAAGAACUCCCAAAACAAGGAAGAACUGAAAACCCUUAAUCAACGUCUGGCAGAAAUGCUCUACCAGAAGGAGGAGCCAGGAACUCGCACCUCUGAGAAAUGGGAACAAGAAAAUGCAAGCCUCAGAGAAGAACUGGAUCUCUGCAAAGUGCAGACGUCCACCUUGGUGUCUUCUCUGGAGGCAGAACUUUCUGAAGUUAAACUGCAGACUCACAUAGUGGAGCAGGAAAACCUCCUUCUCAAAGAUGAACUGGAGAGACUAAAGCAGCUGCACAGAUGUCCUGACCUCUCUGACUUCCAGCAGAAAAUGUCUAGCAUUCUAAGCCUCAAUGAAAAACUGCUGAAGGAAAAAGAAGUUCUGAGUGAAGAGUUGAAGAGCUGUGCAGACAAGCUGGCAGAAUCAAGCCUCUUAGAGCACAGAAUCGCUACAAUGAAGCAGGAGCAGGAAGCCUGGGAAGAGCAGAGCCAGAGCCUGAAGUCCCAGCUGGUGGUAUCCCAGGAAAAGGUUCAGAAUUUAGAGGAUAUCCUGCAGAAUGUAAACCUUCAGAUGGCCCAGAUUGAAUCAGAUCUCCAAGUGACUCAGCAAGAGAAGGAGGCUCUAAAGCAGGAAGUGAUGUCAUUACAGAGACAGCUUCAGAAUGCCACCAGCAAGGACUGGAUCUCAGAAACAGCUCCCCAUCUCUCAGGGCUCCAGGGCCAGCAGAAAAGGCUGUCCUGGGACAAACUGGAUCAUCUGAUGAAUGAGGAACCACAGCUGCUUUGUCAAGAAAGCAAGAGACUCCAGACUGUGGUACAGAACACACAAGCAGACCUCACACACUCCCGGGAUAAGGUCCGUCAACUGGAAUCCAACCUUCUUCCCACCAAGCACCAAAAACAACUCAACCCAUCAUGUACUGUGAAGUCCAUAGAAGAAGAAAUUUUGACCUUAAAGAGAGAAUGUGAACAGAAUAGUUCUCAGAAAGAACGGCAUUCUACUGUUAGGAAGGUCAGUCAGAUGAGUUCCCUUGAGCGAGAAUUAGAAACAAUCCAUUUGGAAAAUGAAGGUUUGAAGAAGAAACAGGUGAGACUGGACGAGACGCUAAUGGAGAUGCAGCCCCUGAGGUCCACUGUGACGCGUAGCCCACCUUCUCCCUGGGAUCUGCAGUUGCUGCAGCAGCAAGCCUGCCCGACGGUGCCCAGGGAGCAGUUUCUGCAGCUUCAGCAGCAGCUGCUGCAGGCGGAAAAGAGAAGCCAGCACCUGCAGGAGGAGCUUGACAACAGGGCCUCUGAAAACAACACGCCACAGGGAAGCCAGGAACACCUUGUAACUCUCAUGGAAGAACGAAUGAUAGAAGUUGAGCAAAAACUAAAGCUGGUGAAAAGGCUUCUUCAAGAGAAAGUGAAUCAGCUCAAAGAACAACUCUGCAAGAAUACAGAAACAGACGCCAUGGUGAAGGGUUUGUAUGUUGAAAACGCCCAGUUGUUGAAAGCUCUGGAGGUGACUGAACAGCGACAGAAGACCGCAGAGAAGAAAAACUUCCUCCUAGAGGAGAAGAUUGCCAGCCUCAGCACCAUUGUCAGGAACCUGGCACCAGCACCACGGACGUCUAUGCCUCCUCUGAGGUCAUAGCCAGCCCAAAGGAUGCGUACCAAAGGAUGCGCUUGCAUUUGUGCACUUUACCGACACUAUUGGAACGUGGUAAUAGGUCCUCUGAACCCUCUAACUAAAAAACUUUCCAUGGCUUAAAAUCCAGCCAAUCCGAAGUCUGCCAGCAACAGAAUUGGAGGCUCCAAAUGGGUGCUUACUGGAAUUCCACAAAUCACUGUUUAAAUUACUCAUAAGCACUGAACUUGUAAAGUAUGUUCUGGAUAACUACCAAGAAUGAAAUUAACUUAAUCUUAAAAUCCUAGUUUUUUAAUGUUUUUCAACUGCUAUUAUCUGUGUAUGCAAUCCAGGUUCCUUUUAUGUUUGGUAUCUAACUAGAGUGGUUAUUAUUAUAAUUUUUUAAAACAUUUAAGUACUGAAAUCAUUCUGCUUACAAUACUUUGGUCUCUUUGAAUUAAUCGGCUGGCUGCAGUUCUGUUCAGAGAAGGCUUGGCCAGUAGCGAGCCACCGAGGUCAGUGACGUCCGAGUUCUGUAAACUCUGGUUUCUGAUGCCAGUUCUUGCUACUCUUGCUGGAUAACAGAUUCAGAACUUACUCGGCUGCACUCUUGGCUAAGGGUGAAGUUUCACUUUCUUUAAACAGCUCUUUCUCCUCCUCCUAAGAUUUUGUUUGGGAUCUUGUCUUCUAAAACUUGUUAAAACUGUGCUCUUAACAUUACUGAAGCAUAGGAAGACCACUGACAGAGCAACCACUUUGGAGUGAAGCCGCUCUUGGAAGAAGGCCACAUGGAGUAUGGCGGGUGUACUUUCAUCUCCCCCAAGCCUUGGCAUUCAUGGACACACCUUUGAGUUUGCAUCAAAAGCUCAGGGAAAGAUGCUUAAACUGUCUUCCUGAACUACUUGCUGUCCAGCCUAAGAACUGUGUACUGACACCAUUCUGCUUACAAUACUUUAGUCUCUUUGAAUUAAUCGGCUGACUGCAGUUCUGUUCAGAGAAGGCUUGGCCAGAGAUGUGUAAACCACACAACCUUUUGGUCUUAUAUAUUAACAGCCAUAGACUUUUUACUUCUAUAUUUUAGUGCACUUAAUUAUCUGAAAAGGCCUUGACUGUAGAGUUAAAAAAUCUCGCCUACUUAUGAAGAGCUUUUACUGUUUGUUUAAUAUAGGUCAAGAUUUCCAUGCUUCUGACCUUUUGAUACCUCAUAUCUGAACUUAUGAAUCUCAUACUGUGGAGAACAUUGGCAUGCUAUCAGGGAUAAAUGAGAGACAUUAGAGAGUCUCACUUUAUAAGAGGUACAAGAGAAAAGUAAAUCGUUGUGUUUGGGAAGGGACACGUCCAACAGGCUGAGAGUCACACAAUGUGAGGGAAUGCUGAGCCAUUUCCAUCAUGGCUCUGGGUUUCUUUGGGGCCCAACUCUCCAGUCCCAGCAGCACAGAGCCAAGUGUGACACAGCUGCACACUAUCUGUGUCCCAGGAGCUCACACUGGAUUUGCACUACUGUGCCUAUCAGAAAGUUCUGAUUUCCCACUGGGGAAAGAAUUAAUCCUUCCCUAUAAUUAUACAACUAAAUAUUUGACCUCUGGUAUUUGCAGCCUCUAAAUCUUUCUACUCAGCUACUUGUAUGGCAUUAGCUUUAGCAGAAAAUUGUGGAUAGGCCUAGGCUGAGAUGGGAGGUAAGCUAAGUCUGUCUGAAGUACUUCUGUGAGAUGCUUCAGCUUCUGAAGGUUAAUGCCACUGGAACUGAACAGUAAGCACAGCUGGCCAACAGCUGGCUGGCGUGGGGCCAUGUUUGUUGUGCUUCUUAAUGUUAUGAAAAGUGUAGGUUAGUGUUUCUUAUAAAUUUGUAUUUAUGUGUACAUAAAGUGUUGUACAAUGACUGUAAAUAUGAUUUUUUUAAAAGAUUUAGAGUUCAUUUAGAAUUAUUUCACCCAAAAUCAAAAUGCUACUUUAAUAAAAUGUUAAUUUCUUGCUUUAUCCCACUUACUAAGUAGGGGGGAAGAUCAAUAUGAGAAGUGUCUAUAGAUAUCUUAAACUUAUACAUCCAUGCAGCAGUUUAUUUGUAGAGACAUUUUGGAGUGGGAGUUUAACUGCCCAUGUAGAAUAUACCUUGAAGCUUUAAAAGUAUCAAAUGUAAAAUCCUAGAAUUAGUGUUGAUUCGACUCUCAGACUUUCUUUCCUGUGGUUCUCUCCAAAAUCACAGGUUAUGUGUUUUAUGACCAUAGCUACUUUUCUUUUUUUUAAGCACUGUUUUUAGACUCUUAAGACAUUGCUGGAAAGACCUCCAUUGCCCUGUUUGUUGACUUCUAGUUUUUAAAAGCCUUACUCUUUUGUUUCCCCUAAGGGGAGAAAGGAUUUAUUUUAUCUAAAGGUCUUUAAAGUAAGUUUGUGAGGGGAGAGAUGUCUGUGUGGUUUAGGAUGAAGCACAGUAUUUUCAUUUUUUUUUAAACUCUAAUUCCAUCUAAGCCAUUUUUUAAAUGUGAAUCCCUCCUUGAAACUGCAAUGUGCUAUUUGUACAUUUGACUAUCAGCAUGUUUUAUAUAAACAGAUCGUGAAAUCAUAAACUUUAUGGUAUAGGAAGACAUCUUACAGGUCUAGCACUUCAGUGAUAAAUCAAUAUUCAGGGAAGGUAUUAUUUUGAGAAACUUUUUUAAAGAAAUACUAAGGCUUCUUGGGAAACUUUGUAACAUGUGGAAAAUAAAUUUGUGAUUUCCCCUUUUACUUAACUGUGUAAAGAAAAAGAAAACACUGCUGUUGUCAGCAUCUUUUAAAGGUAUUCGCAGUCACAGAAGUCUGAGUACAGUGUUAAUCGAGUCCUGCUCUGCGUGGAUUGCCCACAGUUGUAUAGCAUUCCCGUGAUUCAUUAAGCAAAGCCAAAAACCAGGUCAAAGCCUAAGAACCAAAGCACUCACUGGAAAGUCUGUCAGGAGAACGUGGCCACCCCACGUGAACAUCUUAACACUGUGAAGACUCUGUUUCAGACAUCUGGACAGCUAUUUAAUAGCAAAUUAAAGAUGUGCUUUUUCCUUUUUAAUUUUUGGAUGAUGCAAGGUAAGUUUAUUCUCAUUGUGAGAACAUUACCAUAACAAGACUUAAAGGAAUAUUGGUUAAAAACAAAACAAACCAAUUAAAACCCAAAAGUAAACCAAAAUUAACUUGAGUUAAUCUAAAACCCACACUAGAAUUGUUUUCUUCUGCUCAAGAUUAAUGUGAAUAUGUUUAUAUUGGUUUUGUAAUUUCAUUUUAGUCAUUCUAUCCCAGAAGGAGUUUAAUGUGAGCUUAAAAUGUAAAUAAACAAUUUUGCAAACAUG